Messenger RNA from Mauremys mutica (yellowpond turtle), 5990 nucleotides. RefSeq names its product ubiquitin specific peptidase 15 (gene USP15). Lineage: Eukaryota; Metazoa; Chordata; Testudines; Geoemydidae. The coding region runs from base 2609 to 4561 and encodes 650 amino acids. Gene Ontology annotation, molecular function: cysteine-type deubiquitinase activity. The transcript has 17 exons. The record is from RefSeq and is a predicted model, not a curated record. Gene Ontology annotation, biological process: protein deubiquitination.
CAUCCGCCACAAGGAGGUGCCAGCCAUUUGCUUGGCUACCUCUCCCCCAACCCCACCCGGUUCCCAGACAUCUGCAAAUGGCCUCUUGGCUAGCAGCCCUACUGGGGAGAAAGAACCUGCAUUUCUCUGCAUUUCUGAAAUACAUUACAUAUAAUCCUGACAACAGUACUGUGAGCUAAACAGGUGCUGUGUUAUCUGAAUCUUAUAGAUGAGAAAACUGAGACAGAGUUUAAAUGACUUGCCCAAAGCCACAGAGAAUUAUUUCCAGAUUUGUGAUUUGACCUUCAGUUCUCUGCUCAGACUCCACUAUGCUACUCUUCUCAUAAAAAGAAUAAACUUGGUAGCUAGUUAUGAAAUUUUUUAAAAUGAAAGGGAAGAGCUGCUGGGGGGCUUGUGCCUGUGUGCGCGUGCGGUUCCUAUACAAACUUAGAAAUGCCCAGAUGAGGUGAUUCUUCUUUCUCUACUCCCACCAAAUAUGUACCUUCCUAGAUAUUUCCUUGCACUAUUAGCACUCCACUUGGAUUACUUUUACUUCACUUGCACCUGAAAUUUUGGAGAGGAGGGGAGAGAACAAUGACAUCAACAUAAAAUAAUCUUAGAUAGAAUUAAGUAAACUAGGAUCUAGCUGAAAUUUUGCCAUACAUGCCAAAAAAAUAAACAAACAAACCCCAAACACCUUAUUACACUUACUUCCAGCGCUUCCAAUCAGUAUAAUCUGAAUUUUUGUUUCGUCUGGAUGACUGGAAAGUGGUUAUUGAAUUAGAGUAGUCUUCCUUUUCAGACAUUUCCUAUCAUAUUUCAUGAGACAUCUAAUGUGAGCACCUGGGACUGACUAUUUUUGAUUUGCUAGGUCUAGAAUCAGAUAUUAAAAUUUGUAUUUCAGGUAACUUAGUUGUUUAAUGAAUCAAUUUGUAAAACGAUAUAUGUUUGCUUCCACUGACUUACAAGAUACUAUUGUAUGUGUUAAUCAGAAGAUAGCUGUAUCUUUGAUCUUAUUGAGUACUUGUUUAUUUCUUUUCUUGGGGGAUGGGUGGAGGACUCCUUUGUUCCUGUGCAAGAAGCGCAAGGAUUUUCCCUCAGUCCUACUUCGCAGCCAUCCUUCCUGAGGAGAACUAGAUGGAACUCUGCGUAGCCUGUCAAUGCCUCAUUAUAAUCAGAUGUGAAAAAUGAUUGAGCAUUGUGAGCCACACCCCUCCACUCCCAGGAGUAACCUUGGCACAGAAAGUAGUAGUGUGCCAAUGAAGGGUGCCAAUGAUGCAAAGCUGGGAAGCAUCGUCAAUACAGAGGAGGAUUGGAAUAUUAUACAGGAAGAAUUGGAUGACCUUGAGGCAUGGAGACAAAUAAAUUGGAUGAAAUUUAACAGUACUUAAGAGCCUAAUAACAAGAAUUUCAGCUAUAAACUGAGGCUCAUUACUUGAAAGCGGUGGAGGAGAAAGACAUGAACCGUAGGAAGACUGAGUCACCAAUGUGAAAUGGCUGUGGAAAAGCCUCCAGACGUGAAUAAUUAAAGUUCUGAAAAGAUGCUGACAACUUUAAAAAUCACCCCUAAAGACCAUGUCACUGAGUUUGGCAAGGACAGAUUUCACGUUUAUAGCAAUGUGCUGUUCUGUACUGGAUGCAACAAGGCUGUAGAUCGUUUGAAUGCAGACAAUUUUAGAACACAUGGAAAGCACUAAACAUAAGCUAAAUGAAAAUAAACUAAAGCAAGAGGCUGAAACAGCAGGGCCAUCGAUGACCGUAAAGAAACUUCACUGUGACUGGAUCAUUCUAGCAUUUUACAACUGUCAGAGAACAGCAUGAAACUGUCACUUUCAGAUUUUGUUCAAAUGUGUGUAAAAGGCGUUCCUCUGCAUAAAAUUGAUUUACCUGUUGUCCAAGAUUUUUUGAGCAAGCAUGUUGAGAGGUAAUGCCAUUCCCAAAUCAGAUCAAUUGUAUUCCCGUUAUUUACCAACUCUCUUUGAAGAGGACAUACAGCACCUUCUCAAUGACCUGAAAGGAAACUCGAUUGCUGUGAUCGAAAAAAUAACCGACUUAAUUUCAUGGCUGGAGCAUCUUACAUCAUCAACUGAUAAUGUGAAUGGAUCUGCAGCUGCUCAAAGCGCUGCUGAUAAACUGAGACAGUACAACCUAAAAAAUAAACAACCAGCAAUUGACUUUCUCCAUGCUGUUCAUGAAUUGGCUCCUAAACAAAUAGUUGCUGCUUCUACAGAUUAUGAAACUGAAACCACAAUUAAAGCUGUCUGAAGAAUGCAACGUGGAAUGGCUAGUGUAUUUAGGGAUUGCCAAAGACGUGUUUGGAAACAUUGACGAUCUCAUUUUCUGAUGUGUGGCUGUUGAAGAUCGCGUUCCCAACCUGGCAAAACAUGCAGAGGUUCUCCUCCAACUUGACUGUAUAUUCAGCUGACAUGGAACGAAGUUUCAGCCAACUUGGGGUUCUUUUCUGUGCUCAGCACCAAUGUCUGAAAGACGAAAAUGUGGCUGGAAUGCUGCAACUCUAUUUUAACAACCAGGACUAAUUCAUAAAUGUCUGAGCAACACCCCUCCACUAACAGAAUACUUCCUAAAUGACAAAUAUCAGGACGAGCUAAAUUUUGACAAUCCUUUAGGAAUGCGAGGUGAAAUAGCAAAAGCUUAUGCAGAGCUCAUCAAGCAAAUGUGGUCAGGAAAAUACAGCUAUGUCACACCAAGAGCAUUUAAGACACAAGUGGGACGAUUUGCACCUCAGUUUUCUGGAUAUCAGCAACAAGACUGUCAAGAACUUCUAGCUUUUCUCUUAGAUGGUUUACAUGAGGAUUUGAAUCGGAUUAGGAAAAAGCCUUAUAUUCAAUUAAAGGAUGCAGAUGGAAGGCCGGACAAGGUGGUUGCUGAGGAAGCCUGGGAGAACCAUUUAAAAAGAAAUGAUUCCAUCAUUGUAGAUAUAUUUCAUGGUCUUUUUAAAUCCACCCUUGUUUGUCCUAAAUGCGCUAAGAUUUCUGUAACCUUUGAUCCCUUUUGUUACUUGACACUUCCAUUACCCAUGAAAAAAGAACGCACUUUGGAAGUUUAUUUAGUUAGAAUGGAUCCACUUACUAAACCUAUGCAGUACAAAGUAGUUGUUCCGAAAAUUGGAAAUAUACUGGACCUUUGCACAGCACUGUCAGCUUUGUCUGGUGUUGCUGCAGAUAAGAUGAUAGUUACUGAUAUAUACAAUCAUAGGUUCCACAGAAUAUUUGCUAUGGAUGAAAAUUUGAGUAGUAUUAUGGAACGCGAUGACAUCUAUGUAUUUGAAAUCGCUAUCAACAGAACAGAGGAUACAGAGCAAGUCAUAAUUCCUGUUUGUUUAAGAGAAAAGUAUAGACACACCAGUUACAGCCACCAUAGUGGUUCUUCGCUGUUUGGUCAACCUUUUCUUAUAACAGUGCCUAGAAACAAUACUGAAGAUAAACUGUAUAACCUUCUGCUGUUGAGAAUGUGCCGAUAUGUGAAAACAUGUACUGAAAGUGAAGACACUGAAGGAUCCCUACACUGCUGUAAAGACCAUGGUAUCAAUGGUAAUGGCCCAAAUGGAAUACAUGAAGAAGGAUCCCCAAGUGAAAUGGAGACAGAUGAACAAGAUGACGAAUCCAGCCAGGAUCAGGAACUUCCUUCAGAGAAUGAAAACAGCCAAUCAGAAGACUCAGUUGGAGGAGACAAUGAUUCUGAAAAUGGAUUGUGUACUGAGGAAACUUGCAAAGGUCAACUACUUACGGGACACAAAAAACGAUUGUUUACAUUCCAGUUCAACAAUUUUGGCAGUACUGACACCAACUAUAUCAAAGAUGAUACCAGAUAUAUUAGAUUUGAUGAUAGGCAACUUAGGCUUGAUGAAAGAUCUUUUCUUGCUUUGGAUUGGGAUCCUGAAAUGAAAAAAAGAUACUUUGAUGAUAAUGCAGCAGAGGAUUUUGAAAAGCAUGAAAGUGUGGAAUAUAAACCUCCAAAAAGGCCCUUUGUGAAAUUAAAAGAGUGCAUUGAACUCUUUACAACAAAGGAGAAACUAGGUGCUGAAGAUCCAUGGUAUUGUCCAAACUGUAAAGAACAUCAGCAAGCAACCAAAAAGUUAGAUUUGUGGUCACUGCCCCCAGUACUGGUAGUACAUCUAAAGCGCUUUUCUUACAGUAGAUAUAUGAGGGACAAGCUGGAUACACUGGUUGGUUUUCCAAUAAAUGACUUGGAUAUGUCAGAGUUCCUUAUUAAUCCAAAUGCAGGGCCUUGCCGCUAUAAUUUGAUUGCUGUGUCCAACCACUAUGGAGGAAUGGGAGGAGGGCAUUAUACUGCUUUUGCAAAAAAUAAAGAUGAUGGAAAAUGGUACUACUUUGAUGACAGUAGUGUAUCAACUGCAUCUGAGGACCAAAUAGUGUCCAAAGCAGCAUAUGUACUCUUCUACCAGAGACAGGACACUAUCAGUGGAACUGGGUUUUUCCCUCUUGACCGGGAAACUAAACAAGGUGCUUCAGCUGCCACAGGCAUCCCAUUAGAGAGUGAUGAAGACAGCAAUGAGAAUGAGAAUGAUAUAGAAAAUGAAAAUUGUAUGCACACUAACUAAUAGAAGACCUAGAAGCCAUAAAAAGAAAGACUUUCUCACUGGAGAUAUCUAUUGAAAGAAUGAAAUUGCCCACCAAAUUAAAAAUAAAAUCUGAGAUGGGGAAUUUCAGAUAACAGAAUGUAAAUCCUUUAUUGCAUUUUAAUAUGUGCAGUACUUGAAGUGAAACACAAUGAAAACUUAAACAGAAAUUGUCUCUAAUACAUUUACAGUCUUGUAUUCACAAGCUAUCUAUAGGAUAUCACAAAUAAACCCCUUUUAAGUUUUCUGCUACUGUUUUGAUGAAUUAUGUUUUCUUCAUUUGGGAUGUGAGUUAACUAAAAUGUUAAAUUUGUGGACUUUGGUCAUUUAUUUUCUUAGUAUUACAAGAAUACUACGGUGGAGAGACUAGUUUUUGGAUGAUUUUAUUCAUGUAUAUUAGGCUGUCACAUGUACUACUAUUAUUUAGCUAGUACAUGUGGCAUAAAUAUGAGAAGUAGUAUUCCUGAAACACCAAAUUUUCAAGUUUCUCCCUAGAAAUUAAUGUUGACCAAUUUUAAACUCAAUCAUGAUAGAAGAAAAUAUCUUGAAAAGGUGUUUUAACCUUUUGUGGUAUAGUUAAACAUCCAGAAUAUUAUGUUGAUCUUAUUGCUGCUGUGGAACAGGUUCUGGAUUUCAUGCUGAAUUAACAAACGUUUUUCAAUUAAAUGUAAGUAUCCCUUGUUGCUUGUUGGAUCUACUCUGUUGACAUUAUAAUUCCUGUUACCUUGCUUAUAAGCCAUGCAUAACUUUAAUCUGGUGUCACUCCAAAAUUUAAAAUUGUGCUGUAAGUCAUCCCCCCACUGUGGGAAGUUUGGCAGCUUUCAAACUAUUUUGUAAUAGGGACAGAUUUAAUAGUAUUCUGUAUCCAUAGUAAUGACUUUGUGUCAGGCUUAGAUAAAAGAUUUUUUUCCAUAUAACUUGCCUUUAAAUUGUGAAUGAACAAUUGGUUUUAAAGGUAGGUCUGUUAAUUUUCUUUGUGUGUUCCUGAUGGAAUUCACCAUAGCCUUACAGCUUAUCUCAAAAGGUAACUUAUUAUAGGAGAAUUGGCAUUUGCAUGUUCAAGAGUCAGAACCUGUACAGUAUAUAAAGCAUACAAACCUUGAAUUGGAUUUUAGUUAACCAUGUUCAAGGAUCCAGGAUGCCAAAAAUAAGUGAGACAGUUUGAAACAUUUUUAAUUUGCUGCUUUCCCUUUGAUCUAGUUGGACGAAUGUAUUGUUGAUUUGUAUACAAUACUGCCUUUGAUAGGAGCUCUUAAGUGUGGGGGCACACUUCACAUAUCUACUACCUGAAGAAUUGCUUUGUGUCCCACUGUUAUGAAAAGCAAAAAGUAUGAUGUUCUUCACUUGAACUAAUCAAAUACAAUAGGUUAUAAAUUGUGUAUUGUAAAUAAAAGUUCACUCUGUGAGUGCA